CCCAGGAUCUCUCAGCCGGGGAUCUCGGUCGGAGCCCCUGCAGGCGGUCGGAUCCCCCGGAGCUUUCACUCGGAGCUCCUGGUCGGAGCCCCUGCAGGCUGCGCGGCUGAGCAAGGUCGGGCCUCCCAGAUCCCUCACGCGGGGCUCCCAGUCGGAGCCCAUGCGGCCAGCUCGGCGGAGCUCCUGGUCGGGGCAGGUGCGGCCACAGUGCCUGGACCCCAGCACGGAGUGCUGCGGCUGGGCCGCACACGCCAUCCCGGGCUUCGUGGGCCCUCCGCAGCGUCGCGCCUCCUUGGACGCGGUGCUCCUGGCGCCGCUCGCGGGCACCCCGCCGUCGAAGCCGAGCCCGCUCGGCCGCGCGGGCCUCCGCCUGGGGCUCGACCUGCCGUGCGGCGAGGAGCCCAGCAGGUCCCCCUCGACGGCCGUGCCCAGCCCGCACGCGUCCGAGAGCGAGGCCUCCCAGGCGCCCGAGGACCUGCGGGUGCAGGUGCCCCUUGCAGCCACGCUGCUCGAGAUCUACUCCGGCUACGCGGACGACGACGCGGAGGUGCAGGACAGGUUCGUGCUCUUGGCCUUCAGGCGCUUCACGACCUUUGGGACCAGCGAGGUGUCGCGCGAGCGCUUGCACGAUGCAUUCAUCCACAUGGGCUUCCUAACCUCCACGCGGGAGCACGCCCUCGAGCUGGCCGCCGAGGUGUCCAAGUUCUCGAACUUCGACUUCACGGACUUCUGCGAGUGCGUGAGCAGGUUCGCCGCCCGCGAGCGCGCCGCUGUCCGCCAGCGCGCGGGCGCAUGCCUGGCGGAGCGCCCCGACCGCGCCGGCGGCGCGGCGGCAUUCGACGGGGUGCAGCAGUUCCUCGGCGCCGCUGGCCUGUGCCUCCCCUCCAGCCACGUGGAGAAGGCACGGCAGGCGGCGGGGUUGGGUUGCGUGGAGCCGGAGGACAUGAGCACCCGCGACCUCCUUUUGACGCUGGCAGCGUGCAGGGUGAACGAGGGCUUCACCCCGGAGGAGGUGGCGGCCGCGCACGAGGUCUUCUCCGGGCUGGAGCAGGAGCAGCGCGCCCCUUCCGGCGGCUGGGGACCUAUGGCCAAGGCCUCCGCACUUGCCGAGGGCCUGCUCAAGUUCAGCGGCCUCUACUGCGUGGACUACAUGGACCAGCUGGCGGACGCCCUGCCCUCCGAUUCCGCGGAGCAGCCAGGCGUCUGCUUCCACGAGUUCCUGGUCUGGGCGCGCCGGCUGCGCGACGCCAUGCUGCAGGGCCUGUGGAGCUGCUUCAGGGGCUUCGACACGAGCGGCGCGGGCCGAGUCCAGCUGGACACCGCCAUCACCAUGCGAUCAAGUUUGGCCUGUCCAUGCUGACGGACGCUGUAGGCGAGCUCCUCUCGGGCCUCGGCCUGCAGAACGACACCGCCCUGGACUUCGACGCACUGGUGCAGUUUAUUGGCGCGGCCCAGAGGGUGCACGGCUUCACCCGCUCCGAGCAGGAUGAGCUCAGCGCCGCGUUCCAGAAGUUCAACAAACACGGAACAGGUGAGCUGACCCACUUGCAGGUGCUCGAUCUGCUCCGGUACCUCGGCAACACCACGAGCGUGGAUGAGGUGUCCUCCCUGAUCAAGCGAGUGGACUUCAACGGGAAUGGCUCCAUGGACCUCGAGGAGUUCUUCAGGCUGAUGAGGAUGAUGCGCGAGCAGGACAUGCUGUGCGUUCGCAAGUCAUUCGACAAGCUGCGCAGCUCCACUGGCCAGAUGCCCAAGCGCUCCGUCAAGGCCGCUCUCGCCAGGCGGGGGCUGUUCCCGCAGGAAGCCGUGCUCGCCGAGUUGCUGCAGGACAUGCCGGCGGAGGUGUGUUUCACUUCGUUCAUGCACAUCUACGACAGGUGCCGCUUUCGCGUGAACCUCGAGUCCCGGAAGCGCGCAGGCUUCUCUGAGGACACCGUGGAGGAGAUCGCGAGCCUUUGGAGCUGCGACAGGAACCUGGCAAAGCCGACCACCGUCGGCGAGCUCAUCUGGAUGUUCACCGACUCGCACAAGGUCCCCGUGCACACGAGCGAGGGACGGCACCAGCUGCUCCGCCGCGUGCAGGCCGCGCGGGGGGCCGCUCUCGAGGCGGGGGUCCCGCCGGAAGAGCUCGAGAACGAGGAGGAGCCGCUCGGGAGCGCAUCCGCCGUCGGGUUCUACACGCUGGUGCACCUCAUCCGCAGCUUCGUGAGGGACGCGGAGCAGGAGGUCAUCGACCGCGAGAGGGAAGCGGUGUCCGUCGCACGCUUCCCGCAUAGCGAGGCUGCCGAGUUCCGCCGCGUGUUCUCCGACCUCGCCGAGCGGGAAGCCAGGAGGUCGUCGACCUGCGGCCAGCCUGCGGCCGGCGGAGGGCAGCGAGUGGACCAGCUCCUCACGUUGCUCACGAGGGUGCCCGCCAUACCACUGUCGGCCCUGCCGCUCUUGCUGAAGUCCAUUGGGCUCCACGUCCCCAGCAGCAGGCUGAAGGACCUGAAGCGGUUCCUGGCGCAGGCCAGGAGCCGCGUCGAGGCAGACGAGGGGACGAUCCGGUUUGCCACUUUCCUGAGGAUGAUGCGAUGGAUGCUCGACACGGACUUUGCGGACAUCUGCAGCGUCAUGAAUUUCCGCAGAGUGUGACCGUGCCGGGGACGCUAGACUUCUCCGUCCUCGUACUGGAGCGGGGCCUCUCUUGAGGGCGGAUGGUUGCCAGGGCAGCCCGAAUAGGGACGCCGCACGAGGCACACACCUGAACGCUCUGUACUGGCACGCGGCGCCCCCUGAGCCGGCAUGCUUGUUUUUUUUUCUCUGCGUUGUUUUUGCUUGCCUGGGCGGCUCCUUGAAUCAAUGGCUUGGUUAGCAUGUGCAAGUUCUUACUCCAAGCUCAUCUGGAUGAUCCUGGACGGCAGCACUGCUUCAACUUCGCGAGUUGGUGACGGAUGAUGAUGUCGCUGCAGGGGACCAUCGCUGAAUGCGAUGUUAUUUCCUCUAUGUGUGUUAGGUGCUUGCCUGAUUGAUUGUGUUGCGUCUCCACCUACAGCGCAGAACUGCUUCCACUCUCCUCCUUCCUCGUCGUCGUCGUCGUCCACCUCCUGUUAGGCCAGUUGUAGCAUGUAGGAGUCCGGCGCCCCCUUCCCAUCAGUUGGGAAGCUGGCAGAUUUCAUGGCCGAAGCUGUCCAGGACGCGCGGUCACCCCUUCUGCAGCAGACGGGUCCAAAUCGCACGUUGGUCCCUCAAUCGUGGGCACGUCGUGUUCUCGGGCUAUAUUUUGUUCCUUAGGCUUUGUACGCGUGCUUCGCCCUUGGGAGGCCGCACGCGUAUCCCCAUCGUUUUUGUUUGUCCGUUGCUUCCAUGCAGACGGGGCAGGCGGCGAGUCUGCCAGGACCUGCGGCAGGUGCCGCCAUUGCUGAGAAUAUCAGUUUUCGAGAUCGCCUGCGGCACAUCAACGGCCGCUCUCUGGGAGUUUGACGCAUCUGGCCGGUAGUCUCUUGGAGGCAGUUUUGAAGCCUCUAUGGGGGUUCUGUUGGAGGAGGGUGGCGGACAUGGCACCCAGUGUUACAGUUGGGUUCGCCCGCUUUGUUUGUUUUUCGGGCAGCGGUGUUGCCCUGCACCCCUCGAUCACUGUGGCUUCGUCCAGCGAGCAACCGUGGUUGUUGUACAGAGUGGUGUUCAAUCGUGUAUCCGUUUUUCUACCUGCAAGCACGCGCACUGAUCCUGCGGAAUAUGCUGCAACCACGCGCACGGCCCUCCGAAUCACACAGGAGGACUGCCUGCGGGACAGUGGGGGUGCACGUCGCCUCUCCCUGGCAGAGGCCGGCGCGCUCUCGAGCUCGGCUCGAGCCGGCAGGCCUCCUUCCCCCUGGCAACCCCUUCAGCAGGAGUGGGCCCAGCGGGGGCGUCGGCGCCGGAGUUCGAGCAAGCAAGAGGCAUGGGCACAGGCUCUCGGAGGUCCGUGCGGAGCGUUCUCGGAUCGGGGCUGGGCACAAGGCGGGGUCCAGCGCCGCUCCGAGAGAUCCGCGCGGGCGUCGGUGGGUUUCUGCUCAUGCCGUCCGAUCUUCUCCUGGAGGUGUUCUGAUCUCCUCCUCUUCCUCCACAGCUUCUCCUCC
Messenger RNA from Prorocentrum cordatum, 4100 nucleotides. The record is from the annotation of a GenBank genome assembly. NCBI's taxonomy places the organism in Eukaryota, Dinophyceae, Prorocentrales, Prorocentraceae.